GAUGUGUUAUUGUUACUUAAUAAAUUGACUGAUGAAUUGGUUUGGAAUAUAGCCUGAGCUUUCUGGUUAACAAAUGAUCCUGAGUUAAAUAGAGCUCAAGUUAUAGGAUGUACUCAUGUGAUCAACUUUCACAUAUUUGUACAGUCUGCCUCAGAAGUACCUACCUAAUUUGUGGUUUCAGUCAUGGUUAUGUUUUGCUUUCAUACCUUAGGAACGAUUUGCCAGACUUCAAUGAAAUUUGGAAUGUAGCUCACAUCAACAUGUUUUGUCAUCCAUGCAGCUGCAAGUUUAGCUUUUGCUGUCUACUCCUGGAUCCAUUGGCUCUCUCCUGGUUACGACGGGUAUCAUACGAGCCAAACAAGCCAUGUCGCGGUGCCAGUCACGGGUCGUCACAUCUCCCCAGGACCGGAAGCCUGCCGCCCUAUCAGCUCUGCAGCAGUAUGGGGGCUCUGAGUCUGACUCUGACUCUGACAUGGAGGUCGACGUGGAACGACUCGCAGAAAAGCGUCGUAACUCAGACCGGGCCGCGCCCGAAUCAAAGCGUCCCCGCGAGGCACUGCCUUUGCCCUCCGCUGUUCAGGAGAUGUUCUCAGACCAAAGCGAGCAACACCAAGAUAAGCCCGACGAACACGAGGGCCGGGUGCGGGGCUUUGCGCACGUGCGCGGCAACUGGGCCUCGUACGUGUUCAUCCCGUUCGAGGCGACGCCGCUGUUCGAUUCGCUGGUGCAGACGUGCCUGGUGAUUUGUGAGCGACUGGUGAAGAUGACGGCUCAGGAGGAGUUUCACAUCAGCCUGACACGCACCGUGGUGCUCAAGCACCACUGGAUUCAGGAGUUUGUCCAGUCCAUCAGACAAGCCAUGGAGUCGUUCCAAAGGUUCCAGUUGUCGGUCGGGCCGGCGCGGGUGUACGUCAAUGACGAGGGCACGCGCACCUUCCUGGGUCUGACGGUGACCACCGGACUGGAGGCGGUGACAAAGACGAGUCAGAGGCUGGACCGCUGUCUGGACGAGUACGGGCUACCGCCGUUCUACGAGGAGGGCUCGUUCCACCUGUCGGUGGCUUGGGCGGUGGGCGACCGCAGUGCUGCCCUCCAGCGGCUGCUGCCCGAACUGGACACGGCCGUGGCCACCUACGCCAGCCAGAGCCCGCUGGUCUGUGACGUCACACGGCUGGAGUGCCGCUGCGGGAACCGGAGGUUUGACGUGCCGCUGGGCGGGGCUGAGAGGUGACCUGGGUGGUGACCUGACCUCUCCUAGGGUGGGGACCUGAACAGUGAGCUGUGACCUGACCCGGGCCGAACUCUCCUGAGCGGUGACCCGUGCAGACAUCCCCUGCUCUAGUUGUGACUUGAACUGAGUUGAGCCCUCCGGGGCGACCUGACCUACUCCGGGACGGUGAUCUGAUCCAGUUGGACCUCUCCGGGGUGGUGACCUGACCCGCUUUGACCUCUCCUGCGCGGUGACCUGACCCGAGCUCUCCUGUCAGCAAUAACGUGGUCGUCAGUGGUCAGUAUGUACGGGUCUGGUGACCCACGGAUCAUGUGCUGUGAUUGUUUCGCCAUCAGCCCUAUCGGUGUCGAUGGCUCGCCAAUGGUUUUAUCGCGGGUUUGGCAUCACCCAUUAUCGACUAUGUUCAUUGUUUGUGCAUCACCAUCGUUGUCUCUGUUGCGUGGGAAAAUGAAUACGAGGCUAAAAUGGUCA
This is a messenger RNA of Amphibalanus amphitrite, 1702 nucleotides long. RefSeq names its product U6 snRNA phosphodiesterase-like. The record is from RefSeq and is a predicted model, not a curated record. Lineage: Eukaryota; Metazoa; Arthropoda; Thecostraca; Balanomorpha; Balanidae. Gene Ontology annotation, biological process: U6 snRNA 3'-end processing. The coding region runs from base 365 to 1231 and encodes 288 amino acids. The transcript is spliced from 4 exons. Gene Ontology annotation, molecular function: 3'-5'-RNA exonuclease activity. Gene Ontology annotation, cellular component: nucleus.